UGAAGUUCUUGGUGUAAAGAAAUGUAUGUUCCGCAACCUAACCUAACUCAAUCCAACCGAAGGAAAAAUGCGAUAUUUUUCAAAUCAAACUAUAAAAAUUAGAGGCUUUCUUCAAAUCUGAAAAGGGCGUUACUGAGUGUCUGGCGUUAAUUCUUUCCAAUAAGUUUUCAGAGUAUUGUGAAAAGUGGGUUACUUGUGCUCAUGACAACUUUUACCCGCUAGGUUUUUGACCCCAAAUCAAUUUGUUUUGUUACUUGAUACUGCAUUUCAUUGUUAAUUGGAAAGAUAGCAUAUCACUUUUUAAGAUAAAGCUUAAUCUUUCUGCACUUAUUGAAAAAAAUUCGAGUUGACUUAAUACAUCAUUUUCAACCAAGCACUAUUCGCAGGUGGUUUUAUUCAAGUUUGAAGAAUGCGUUUGAUUAUUCUUGAUGACGCUGCUGCAGUGGGAGAAUGGGCAGCAAAAUAUGUUAUGAAACGUAUAAAUGACUUUAAACCAGGCCCAAAUAAAUAUUUUGUUUUAGGUUUACCUACAGGUGGCACCCCGUUGGGUAUGUACAAAAAACUGAUCGAGUUUGUGAAAGAUGGAAAGGUUUCUUUCGAGUAUGUUAAAACAUUCAACAUGGAUGAAUAUGUUGAAUUAGAAAGAAAUCACCCAGAAAGUUAUCACUACUACAUGUGGAACAAUUUUUUCAAACAUAUCGACAUCAAGCCAGAGAAUGCUCACAUCUUAGACGGAAAUGCAGAAGAUUUAUCUGUCGAGUGUGAGAAUUAUGAGAAAAAAAUUACUGAAGCGGGAGGCAUAGAACUAUUUAUUGGAGGUAUUGGACCAGAUGGACAUAUUGCUUUUAAUGAACCUGGGUCUUCCCUUGUUUCUCGAACUAGAGUGAAGACUCUAGCUCAAGAUACUCUAGAAGCCAAUGCUAGAUUUUUUAACAAUGAUAUGAGUAAAGUUCCCAAGCAGGCCCUUACUGUAGGUGUUGGUACAGUCAUGGAUGCUAAAGAGGUAUUAAUUUUAGUAACUGGCACUGCAAAAUCUUUUGCUCUAUAUAAGGCAAUAGAGGAAGGUGUUAACCACAUGUGGACUGUUUCUGCCUUCCAACAACAUCGCAAUACAAUAAUGGUAUGUGACGAAGACGCAACCUUAGAAUUGAAGGUUAAAACAGUUAAAUAUUUCAAGGGACUGAGUGCUUUGCAUAAUCAACUUAUAGGGCAAUACAUUGUUUGAAUGACCUACAACAUUCUUUACUGUGAAUUAUUUACACAUUCAUAUUUUAUAAAAAAUUAUGCGAUUAUAUUCUCAAACUAUUUUAUAUUAAAAUUAAAGAGUUUUCUCCAA
This is a messenger RNA of Coccinella septempunctata (seven-spotted ladybird), 1336 nucleotides long. It is a transcript of the gene Oscillin, whose product is annotated as glucosamine-6-phosphate isomerase. The transcript has 6 exons. Gene Ontology annotation, cellular component: cytoplasm. Gene Ontology annotation, molecular function: identical protein binding; glucosamine-6-phosphate deaminase activity. NCBI's taxonomy places the organism in Eukaryota, Metazoa, Arthropoda, Insecta, Coleoptera, Coccinellidae. Gene Ontology annotation, biological process: D-glucosamine catabolic process; carbohydrate metabolic process; N-acetylglucosamine catabolic process. The record is from RefSeq and is a predicted model, not a curated record. The coding region runs from base 410 to 1225 and encodes 271 amino acids.